AUGGAGUUUUCAUAUACGUGUGAGCCCGUAGUCCGCUCUUCCGCCCGGAGGCGCCGUGUUCUCUUGCUGGGCAAGACACUGCAUGACGGCGGAGAGUCUUUGCGCAACUCGGACAGCUUUGAGAUACACACUCUUGACGCUGAAGACCGAGGCCAACUUCUCGCGAAGAUACCCAAAUACAUCGCCAGAUAUGGACCCUUCGAGGCCCUCGUGACCCGUCUCAGCCCCAAGCCAUACGAGCCAUUCGACGCAGAACUCCUGUCGCCUUUUCUGCCGGACUUGCGUAUCGUCGUGUCAGCGCAAUGCGGAUACAAUGACUUUGACAUUGACUGGAUGACAAAGCAGGGACUAUGGUUCUGCAACUCCAGAACCGCCACAUGUGAGGCCACGGCCGACAUGGCCCUGUUCCUGGUCCUCGGCGUCCUGAGAAACACCUCUCUUGCCGAGCAGAACUUGCGGAACGGGCUCUGGCGCGCAGGCCUGGGGCUCGGACAGGACCCGUGCGGCAUGACGCUCGGGAUCGUGGGCAUGGGCAAGACCGGCUCGCUGCUGGCUCGGAAGGCCAGCAUGGCGCGAUGCGACACCUUGGACGACCUUUUCAAGUGUUCCGACGUUGUGUCCUUGCAUUGUCCUCUCACGGAGAGUACAAGAGGUCUCAUGUCGCGCGACGAAUUCAGCAAGAUGAGAGAUGGUUCAUAUUUCAUCAACGCCUCGCGGGGCGCACUCGUCGAUGACGAGGCCUUGGUGGAGAGUUUGGAGACGGGGAAAAUCCGACGCGCAGGCCUUGAUGUGUUUGACAACGAGCCUACUGGGAUCCAUCCAUACUUCCGCUCACGACCAGACAAAGUCAUCGUCCAGCCUCACAUGGGCGGCUUGACCGAGGCUUCAUUUGCCAAAGCAGCGGCGGAAUGUUUUGGUAACCUUCGGAGUUAUUUUGAGACUGGACGGCCGCGGGCUGCUCUCAACGAGGUCUCGUCUCUGGACUUGCGGACGGUGUCGGAGCGGAGGACAUCAGGGGUGGUUGAGGACAGCGUCCCGUUGAAGCUGGGGACGGACAUGGAGCCCAGGAAGGCCGACCGGUGUGAGAGACUCCGCAUAGCAAUCAUGUAA
Molecule: messenger RNA, 1110 nt
Organism: Diaporthe citri
Lineage: Eukaryota; Fungi; Ascomycota; Sordariomycetes; Diaporthales; Diaporthaceae
Exons: 3
Coding region: 1-1110 (369 amino acids)
Cellular component (GO): cytosol
Molecular function (GO): glyoxylate reductase (NADPH) activity; NAD binding; hydroxypyruvate reductase [NAD(P)H] activity
Source: RefSeq, a predicted model, not a curated record